UUUAACUCCAAUCCACCGUAACAAGAUCUAAACCAAGAUGCCCACAGCCCUCCAGUCAACAGCCGCAGGCUGGCUCUUAAUCUCCCUCGGCCACACGCUCUCCGCAAAAGACUGGCAAUCUCUCCCCCAAGUCCGCACCCUCCCUAAUCUAGCCUACACCUGUGCCAGAGCAGGUUGGUAUCAGGGGAGUGGGUUCUUUCUUAUGAAUGCCUUGAUAAACUACAACUGGUCGCAGAACCCGGCUCUGCUGAACGACCCUAUUAACCGGGCUGUCGCGGCUUUAAUGACGGCUAUUGUGGGGAUUAGUUCCGGGUGGUAUUUGAAACGGGGAGUGAAGAGUAAUGGAAUUGUGGUUGCGCUUAUGGGGGCUUUGCAAGCUUGGGCUGCUUUUGGGAAUUGAUUCCGGUAGUGGAUCUAGUGAUUAUUGAAUUUGGGUGUGGGGGUUUGGUGGGAUUGAAGCCAUAUUGGAAAUUCCCUUGUCCCUGGUUGGUUCUAAGGAAUGUAUAGGCUUAUUAACUCUGGACAGGUAAUGGGAGAAACGUAUGCUGUUGAAUGAUGAAUGGAAUUACGGAGUGAAGUCAGAUUAGCUAUUCC
Molecule: messenger RNA, 594 nt
Organism: Aspergillus caelatus
Lineage: Eukaryota; Fungi; Ascomycota; Eurotiomycetes; Eurotiales; Aspergillaceae
Exons: 3
Coding region: 38-400 (120 amino acids)
Source: RefSeq, a predicted model, not a curated record